GGGAAGCGGUAACAACCAAGUCUGCAUCGAAUGCCUGUCUCUUACAAUUGCCAAUGAAUUAUCUUCGAAUUCCUAUGUCUGCCAGUUGACAUAGCCUAACCUAUCACACGCACUGCACACCAGUUCUGCAAGAAACAGGAUAUUCGCAGGCUGUGCGUUUUUUCAGCACCUGAGCAUUACUGAGGCUGUUCACCCUACUGGAUCAUGGCACAGACCAACAGUGUGGGGAGUAAUGGAGUAGCCGAUGAAUCACCCAACAUGAUUGUAUACAGAAAGAUGGAGGACGUAAUAGCCCGCAUGCAGGAUGAGAAGAAUGGAAUUCCUAUCCGCACUGUGAAAAGUUUUUUAUCCAAGAUUCCAAGUGUUUUUUCAGGUUCUGACAUUGUACAGUGGAUGAUCAAAAACCUGAAUAUUGAAGAUCAAGUGGAGGCCCUUCACCUGGGGACCCUGAUGGCUGCCCACGGCUACUUCUUCCCCAUAUCAGACCAUGUACUCACACUGAAAGACGAUGGCACUUUCUACAGGUUUCAGACCCCCUACUUCUGGCCGUCAAACUGCUGGGAACCAGAGAAUACAGACUAUGCCGUUUACCUCUGCAAAAGAACAAUGCAAAACAAAGCUCGUCUGGAGCUGGCAGACUACGAGGCGGAGAGCUUAGCGAGGCUACAGAGAGCAUUUGCCAGAAAAUGGGAGUUCAUAUUUAUGCAAGCAGAAGCACAAGCAAAAGUUGACAAGAAAAGAGAUAAGAUUGAGAGGAAAAUUCUCGAUAGUCAAGAAAGAGCGUUUUGGGAUGUGCACAGACCAGUGCCCGGAUGUGUAAACACAACAGAAGUUGACAUAAAGAAGUCCUCCAGAAUGAAAAAUCCCCAAAAGACAAGAAAGUCAGUAUAUGGGCCUCAGAAUGAUGUGCGAACCCACAGCCCCACCCACACCCCUGCCCCAGAGGCCAAGCCAGCCACAGAGGAGCAGCUACAGGACCAGAUCAAUUAUUGGGGAGGGCAAUUAGACAGACAUCGACUGAAAAUGUCCAAAGUGGCUGAGAGUUUGUUGGCCUAUACAGAGCAGUAUGUGGAAUAUGACCCCUUCAUCACGUCAACCGACCCCUCCAACCCCUGGAUCUCAGAUGACACCGCAGUAUGGGAGCUGGAGGCUAGUAAGGAGCCAGGUCAGCAGAGGGUGAAGAGGUGGGCGUUCGGCAUCAACGAGGUUCUCAAGGAUCAGGUGGGGAGGGAGCAGUUCCUCAAGUUCCUGGAGUCUGAGUUUAGCUCAGAGAACCUGAGGUUCUGGCUAGCGGUCCAGGAGGUAAAGAAGAGGCCCAUCCGGGAGGUCCCGACCCGGGUUCAGGAGAUCUGGCAGGAGUUCCUGGCCUCUGGAGCUCCCAGUGCCAUCAACGUUGACUCAAAGAGUUAUGACAAGACCACCCAGAACGUCAAGGACCCUGGACGCUAUGCCUUUGAGGACGCACAGGAUCACAUCUUUAAGCUGAUGAAGAGUGACUCCUACAGCCGCUUCAUCCGUUCCAGUGCCUACCAGGAGCUGCUACAGGCCAAGAAAAAGAAAAGUAAGAACUUGUUUUGAAGGAUUUUACAUCCAGGGGAAAUCCCUUACAUCAAAGAGGCUGACCAACCUUGUGCCAUCAUGCUAAAAUACAGCCACUCUGCAAUAUAGAGGAGGACCAUUUCUACGUCAUUUCUACGUCAUUUCUACGUCAUCGCCAUCUGCUUUCCACUCAGACGAUGAGCUGGGCAGUACAUCAGAUGUUGCAUGUCCAAGGAGAAGGCUUGUUAUUUCUUUUACCUGAUCUAUAUCUACUAUUGGCGAGGACAUUCAUUUUGGGACAGGUAGGCAUUUUAGGACAGACAUUGAGACUGGAUAAUGCCUUUACAGAAAGUCAGUGUCCAGUUACUUCCACCAUAUCUGAUGGACACGCGUGUUCCUCUCCAGCUGAGCUAAUGAUGUCAGAAAGAAACGACAGCUUAACAGUAAAAUCUAAUCACAAUAUUAUUAUUAUACAGUUCACGAUCUGUAAUCACACCUACUUUUGUCACGCUAAGGGAAGUGUUGUGCAGUAUGCAUAUAUAUAAAUUAUUAUGUUUAUUUUGCAUUGCUUUUAUUGCACUACAGUAAUUAGCACAGUUUUCAUUACAUGUGUAAAGUCUCAUUCAAGCUGCUGUCUUUUGUCUUCUGUAGAACGCACUUCUUUGUUACUCUCUCCUGCAUUUAUUUUUAUACCAUAUUUAAAGACACUUAAAAAUGUAUUAAAGUUGUCCCUUUAUCUGUUUUUACUGUCCUGGUAAUGAAUCAAUACAUGUUGUAAUGACUAGCAAGGAGUAGAUGAACAUACUGAUCUGGAGUCAUUGUUAUAGCUCAUGAUUAUUCUCACUGAUCUGUCUGCUCAGGGCACAGACUGUCAUCUGCAGUUUAGGUGUUGCCACUAGAUGGUGGUAGAUUUAACAGAGCAUAACAUACUGUAGUUUUGGGUAUCCGUUAGAUUAGAACUGGUCUUCGCUUAUUUUACUAUAAUUUAAGGGAAUAAGUUGUACAUUUGCAAAAAAUAAUGCUUUGUUUGUUGAUUUUGUUCAAAUGUGUUAUUUGUUAGCAAUUUAGACAUUUAUUAUACUGUACAAAAUAUGCUACCACAAAAAGUAAGGGCUCUAUUCAAUCCGUAUCGAGGAAGUUCAGCGUUAGUGUGAUUAAAAUUUAAAGGCAAUUUCCCUGUUUUAGCGGAGACUGCAUUCCCGGUAAACGCUGGGUAUGUCUGCUCAAUCAGAAAUUACCUUUACAUUUCUAGAGCGCUAAGGGCUCGAUUCAAUCAGUAGCGCUGAAGAUCUGCUUUAUAGCGCGAUUGAAAUUGAAAGGUCAUUUCCGAUUGAGCCGACAUAUGCAGCAUUUACCGUGAAUGCAAUUUCCACGAAAGGCAGGAACAUUGCCUAUGUCGCACUAUAUCGCACCAGAGCGUGGGUGUUCUGCCCUACGAAGUGAAUUGAGCCCUAAGGCUUAAUGGCGAAUAUCACUAACAGAGUUUUACAAAACAUAACCUUGUCAGUUCAGGCCAGUCAGUAUAUUUAAGCCAUGAGAAACCAUGACUUAAGAUAUUAGUCAUAGUAUGGACAAAGACUGAGGCUUGAAUUCAGCUGCUAUAGUUUCCUGCUAUUCUCUACUGGUAGGAUCAAAUGGUAAUUGUUUAGACAGUGAAUUUUUUUUUGCGGAUGUUUCAGAUCUUUGACGGUGAACGACAGCCAGUGUUUUUUGUCUCAGUUCCAGUUCCCAGAACAUCAUUGUCUUUCUUCUUUAUACCUAAACCAAAAUAAUGGGAAUGUCAAUUUCAAAGGGUCCUGUUGACAUGUGAGUAGGCAGGAGUAAGAAUGAUUUAUGGAUUAUGUGAUUUCACACACCCAUGUUUGGGAAAAAGGAACAAUGUGUUGUGGUCUUAUGAGAGUCUCAGAGAGAGCUGAGAUGGAUGUGUCAGAUAAAAGUUUCCUUGAACUGG
This is a messenger RNA of Salvelinus sp. IW2-2015, 3490 nucleotides long. Its product is annotated as regulator of G-protein signaling 7. Lineage: Eukaryota; Metazoa; Chordata; Actinopteri; Salmoniformes; Salmonidae. Gene Ontology annotation, biological process: G protein-coupled receptor signaling pathway; intracellular signal transduction; positive regulation of GTPase activity. Gene Ontology annotation, molecular function: GTPase activator activity. The record is from RefSeq and is a predicted model, not a curated record. Gene Ontology annotation, cellular component: neuron projection; plasma membrane; cytoplasm.